This is a messenger RNA of Symbiodinium sp. CCMP2456, 657 nucleotides long. Lineage: Eukaryota; Dinophyceae; Suessiales; Symbiodiniaceae. The record is from the annotation of a GenBank genome assembly.
AUGCCGUCAGACAGUGGCGGCGAGGAUGAGUCGGCUACCAGUACCGUGCCGUAUGGCGAUGGACCAGAGUACUGGGACAUGCGCUACAAAGCGGAUCCGGAGCCUUUCGAGUGGCUCCGCGGCUACACUGACCUGAAGAGCUGGAUCCGGGAGGCGACCGAUCACAACACCUCUGCAGAUGUCCUCCACUUGGGAUGUGGAAACAGUCUCCUGCCGGAAGACAUGUAUGAUGAUGGCUAUCAAAACAUCAUCAAUGUUGACAACUCUGAAGUUGUCAUAUCGCAGAUGAUGGCCCGAAAUAUGAAGAGGCCACGAAUGCUGUGGCUGCAGAUGGACGCCUUGGAUUUGUCGCUUCCCGACAACGCCUUCGAUUUAGUUCUUGACAAGAGCCUCAUUGACACCUUCGCUUGCUCUGAUGCUGAAAACAUCAUGCUCUACUUGCUGCAGGUGUCGCGAGUUCUGCGGACAGGCGGAAGGUUGCUGGUCAUUUCGUAUGGUGCUCCUGACACACGUUUAGAGUUCUUGACACCGUCGCUUCUGGGCUUCGAGGUGCAGGUGGUGGAGUUGCCCCCGAAUGAGACGAGCAAAAUGCACUAUCUGUACAUCUGCAAGAAAAUGGCUUCCCAGAAGAAGUCCCCUGCUUCGACUGCUCGUUAG